AUGCUUACUACUCCUAGUAGCCAAAGAAGGAAAGAAGUGUCGAGGCUAAUAAAUCUGAAAAUGAAAUUUGUAAUUCCGAAACUACCCUUCGCUCUUUCUCUCUUCUUCUCACUCUCUCUCCUCCUUGUCUUCUUCUUCGCCUUCCCGUUAACUUCCCUCCGCCGUCCCGCCUCCUCCGUCGCCGUCGUCGACGAAGGGAUACGGAUCCGUCAUGGAUACAAAUCCUACGAGGCUUACAUCCAGCACCAGCUCAACAAAACUCAGAACCCAAAGCUACGGAAGGUGUGGACGACGCGCGACUGGGACAGGAAGGUGCGCGUGUUCUCCACCUUCUUCCAGCGCCUCAGUGACGUCGGUCUCCUCUCGAACGGAUCGAAAGCGCUCUCGAUCGGAGCUCGAGUAGGCCAGGAGGUUGCGGCGCUGAGGCUGAUCGGAGUGGAGGACUCCAUCGGGUUAGAUCUGGUGCCGCGUCCGCCUCUGGUGGUGAAAGGUGACUUCCACGCCCAGCCGUUCGACGCGGAGACGUUCGAUUUCGAGUUCUCUAACGUGUUCGAUCACGCGCUUUACCCGGAGAAGUUCGUUGGGGAGAUCGAACGGACGCUGAAGCCUGGAGGUGUUUGCGUGAUACACGUGUCGCUGCAUGGGAAGACGGAUAAGUACUCGGCGAACGAUCUGUAUAGUGUGAAACCGUUGGUGAAGCUGUUUAAGAGAUCGAAGGUGGUGGAGGUGAGGAAGAUCGAUGGGUUUGGGCUUGACACGGAGGUUGUUUUUAGAAAGAACAAAGAUUAAUAAAACUGUAAUUUUGAUUCAUUUGAUACCAUAGAUUCAUUGUGAAAGCUGUUUCUUUUCCUUUUCUGGGUGUAUUUUUUAUUUUUAUCAUACAUUUUUUUACCAUUUACUAUAACUGUAAACUUGGGUUUAGAAUUAAGGUGGAGAAGGUGUGUAUCAAAGGUAAUAGAUGCUCAACGAUUUGAUCAAAA
Molecule: messenger RNA, 980 nt
Organism: Brassica napus (rape)
Lineage: Eukaryota; Viridiplantae; Streptophyta; Magnoliopsida; Brassicales; Brassicaceae
Exons: 1
Coding region: 1-789 (262 amino acids)
Molecular function (GO): S-adenosylmethionine-dependent methyltransferase activity
Source: RefSeq, a predicted model, not a curated record